Molecule: messenger RNA, 2910 nt
Organism: Nannospalax galili (Upper Galilee mountains blind mole rat)
Lineage: Eukaryota; Metazoa; Chordata; Mammalia; Rodentia; Spalacidae
Gene: Ccdc62
Product: coiled-coil domain containing 62
Exons: 13
Coding region: 138-2267 (709 amino acids)
Source: RefSeq, a predicted model, not a curated record
ACCGUAGCGGCGUGGGGCGGUUUGGGCACGCGCGCGUGGCUGUGGGUCCCGGGCGCCGGCCUUGCCCCGCCACUGCGGCCAGGUGCCUAUGGUGUUCUUAAGCUGCCGCUCAACUCUUGGGGGCGGAGGCCGCGCCCAUGAACCCUUCGGCCGCCUUUCUCGCCCGGCGCCAGAAUAUCGACUCAGAAGUUGAGAGUUCCACUAUUGAGAAACAGCGGAAGGAGCUGCAGCUGCUCAUUGGAGAAUUAAAAGAUCGAGAUAAAGAACUCAACGAUAUGGUUGCGGUACAUCAGAGACAACUACUUUCAUGGGAAGAGGAUCGACAAAAAGUGUUGACUUUGGAGGAACGUUGCAGCAAAUUAGAAGGUGAAUUAAAUAAAAGAACUGACAUAAUCAAGUCACUCAUGAAGAAGGUCAAAGUCCUUGAAUCCAAUCAAAUUGAAUGUCAAACAGCUCUUCAAAAGACUCAACAGCAGCUUCAGGAGAUGGCUCAAAAGGCAACACAUUCUGCCCUCCUCUCUGAAGACCUCGAGGCUAGAAAUGAAAAUCUCAGCAACACAUUAGUGGAACUUUCUGCUCAGGUAGGACAGUUAAAAGCUAGAGAACAGGCUCUCACCACCAUGAUAAAGCUAAAGGACAAAGAUAUUAUUGAGGCAGUCAAUCACAUUGCAGAUUGUUCGGGUAAAUUUAAAUUGCUAGAGCAUGCUUUACGUGAUGCUAAGAUGGCAGAGACUUGUAUUGUGAAAGAAAAGCAAGAUUAUAAGCAGAAACUGAAGGUGCUCAAGAUUGAAGUUGGUAAACUGAAAGAGGACCUGAAUGAAAAGACCACAGAAAACAAUGAGCAACGAGAAGAGAUCAUUCGCCUCAAGCAAGAGAAAAGUUGCCUGCACAAUGAAUUGGUUUUUACUGUUGAGAGAGAAAAGAGGAAAGAUGAGUUACUUGAUAUUGCAAAGUCAAAGCAGAAGCGCACAAAUUUAGAGCUGCAUAAUCUGAGACAGAUUUAUGUAAAACAACAGAGUGACCUGCAGUUUCUUAAUUUCAAUGUGGAAAAUUCUCAGGAAUUAAUACAGGUAUAUGACGCAAAGAUAGACGACUCAAAGACCCUGGAAUCUAGCAGAGACAUGUGUUUAUCAGACCUUGACAAUAACCACCUAAAAAUCGAUAAUAAAGGGGAGAAAAAUCUGAAGUCAUUGGUCAAGGAUCAAAAGUUUGAGGCCACGUUGGCUCAGCAAAAUAGGUCAGACAAGAACUCUUGUGAUGCAUGCAAAGAGAAGAAACUACAGGUUAACACUGCAUUUGGGGAAAGAAGUGUAAUUGCUCUCUCAUCUCUAUUUACCAAAGACUCACUGCAGAAACAAAAACCUUGGUCUCUGGGUGGAAAAAUCCAGACUGAACCUGAAAACAAAAUUACACUGUGCAAGAACCAUGCAAAGUCACCUAAAGGUAAUAGAGCUGAACUUCAGAACGAAGAGAAGCGGCUCUCAGAAGCACCUCUCUCACUGUCUGAUGAGAAACAGUGGCAUGACAUCAACGUCUACCUGGGCCUAGCCAGCUGUUCUUCUUCUAAACAGCCUGAAAAGCUGGAUGGGGACCUGGAAGAAAGAUUGGAAAUCUCAUAUUGUCCCCAAAAUGAAGGCUGUCUGGGUGACAGUGACCUGUGUGAGGCCAAGUGCUGCCACCCGAGUAACUUCAUCAUUGAAGCCCCAGGACACAUGACUGAUGUAGAGUGGAUGAACAUUUUCAAGCCUUCCAAAAUGCAAAGGAUUGUUCGCCACAAAACUGUGUGCACUUGUUCAGGAAGAAGUGGAACGAAAUAUAAUUCCUCAGCAAGUGAGCUCAUUGCUAUCCAGCAUUGUUUGGGUUCCUCAAAAUCUGCUGAAAGAGAAGAUGAGACAGAGGCCCCUCCUGACAAAAAGAACUCAUCCAAGAAUGUGGUCAUCAGCAAAGAUGAAGCAGCAUCCAGUGAAAAGGAUGACUUUUCACCCACCAGCAAGCUUCAGCGCCUGCUGGCUGAGUCUCGGCAGAUGGUCACUGAUCUGGAGCUGAGCACACUGCUGCCCAUCAGCUGUGAGAAUCUCAACAGAAGUGUACUAAUUUUGAAGUUGUUUAAUAGAAAUUGGAAGUCUCAGAAGACUCAGCUGAAAAAAAUACCUUUCUCAGUCACUGAAGUACAGAGUCAACUUCGGUGUUCACUGUGGUCACGCAAGCAGGUUCUUCAUCUGUGUGGAAGGCAGAAAGCGGACACCAGCGUGACACACUUCACCUGAAAGCUAGAGGACUGUGAUUCCCUUAAGCAGCUUUUCCUACCCAAGGCGAGCAGAAAUGCAAAGUUUAUUUCCUAAGACACGCAUAUUUUGUUUUCAAUGAACCAUUUUUGUGUGUAAGAAUAUUUUCAUGUAUAACAAAUGAGCCCUUACUGUACACACGUUUGGAACUGUGCUAAAAUGAAAAACAAGACUUCUUGUAGAGAUGCAGAUACCACUGAGUACUGGAGAACUGUGUGUGUACAGUGCCGCUUCAACUGGCUGCCUUAAACUGGGUAUGCAUUUACAUUAUAACCAGUAGCUUAUCAGUCAGUUCCCAAUAUGUGAGAAAUAGUCUCGUCUUAUGGUUUUAGCACUGAACUUUGCUGUGUUGAUGGACAUGAGCUAAGAGGGUAUAAAAUGUUCCUAAUGGGACAAUAUGACCUUGUUUGCUGGCAGUUGAGGUCCAUCCAUCCUAAGGUAACAGCUGCAUCUUGUCUGAGUCUGUAGUAGUUAGUUUACUUACACAAGCCAAAGCUUGCUGGAAGAUCAAGUUUUAUAUGGAUUUUUUUUAUAUUGGAGACUAAAACUUCCAUUUUAACUUGUAAUUUAAUUUUUUUAAGAUUAUACUAUGUGCCUCUCUGACCCUUCUACCAGAAUUGAUCAG